AUGGGGUUUGGCGGGAUGUUGAAGUGUGGUCAACCGAAAGACAUUGACCACCAUCUUAUCACCGCAUUAAUUGAACGAUGGAGGCCAGAGACUCACACAUUUCACUUUCCAAUCGGCGAAGCGACAGUGACUUUGGAAGACGUGGAGGUCUUAUGGGGCCUCAAAGUUGACGGGGAAGCUGUGACAGGUUAUAUCCCCAGUAAGGAUGUCGGCUAUUGGACGCAAGCGUGUCUGGAUUUUCUUGGCUUUAUACCAGAUACUGUUGAGUUUAAAGAAAUGGUUUGGAAGCAGACGAGUUUAUCAAAACAACUGAGGGUUGAGUUGAAUGAUGACCACGACCAGUACAUAUACGUUCAACGCGCCCGUGUUUAUUGUCUGUUAUUACUUGGUGGUCUGUUAAUUCCGAACGCCUCCGGUAAUAAAAUUCCAUUCUUCUACCUUCAAUUUUUCAUGGAUGUAGGACGUUGUGGUAGCUAUAGCUGGGGUGGUGCGACUCUUGCCUGCUUGUACCACAAUCUUUGUGAAGCUGCACUUGCAAAGAGGUCCGAUGUCGGAAGAGCUCUUACUCUGUUACAGUUGUGGGCUUGGGAGAGAAUCCCAAUUAUUAGACCGACGAUGCUAAAUCCCGUGCCCAUAGACUACGUACCAUGUGCAAUCGCGUGGAAUGGUCCGGCCUCUUAUGUGAAAGCACCCGGACAUUGCAUUGAAACUUUCAGAGAUCAAUUCUCUAUAAUGCACGCCAACCAAGUGGAGACGCUUCACAAAAUACGACAAUUUCUUAGGGAGCAAGACAUGACAGGACGGCCGGAUUUGUUCACCGUUUCGAGGAUGGUUGAAGAUGGUCUCCAGAUAUCUGGGGAAGUUGAGACGAUGGACUGUCGUCCUUCCCAGCGCUCUGAGCUGGACAUUGACAUGCCCGUGCGGCAAAAAGUGAAGCGGCGUGGAAAGAAGAACGAUGGUGGAGAGUCGUCAUCAGCAAGGAUGGAUACUCAGUUGGGUGAUGAGUCCGAUGGCGAUUUUAUGGCUCCACCUCCAUCAAGAUCUGCCGUUCGGGGUCGUCACUCUGUCAGCCACACUGGUGCUACAGGUGAAGAUAUCGGUCUCAGUGAUGUCCACCAAUCUCCACCACGGUCUUCUGUGAGAGACGAGUUUUUGGUAUUGAUUUAG
This is a messenger RNA of Salvia splendens (bonfire salvia), 1167 nucleotides long. Its product is annotated as serine/threonine-protein phosphatase 7 long form homolog. Lineage: Eukaryota; Viridiplantae; Streptophyta; Magnoliopsida; Lamiales; Lamiaceae. The record is from RefSeq and is a predicted model, not a curated record. The transcript has 3 exons. Gene Ontology annotation, biological process: meristem development; meristem maintenance. The coding region runs from base 1 to 1167 and encodes 388 amino acids.